Messenger RNA from Symbiodinium necroappetens, 4316 nucleotides. The record is from the annotation of a GenBank genome assembly. Lineage: Eukaryota; Dinophyceae; Suessiales; Symbiodiniaceae.
AUGGAUGCAAUGAUAUCCGUGGGCGCAGCACUCGGUAUCCUCGAAGCCAGCUCGGAUUCCGAACUUGCGCCUGCACUUCUGCAGCGCCCAGACCUGACGCAACGCCUCCGCGCACUGGUUGGCACCGCGCAGCCUCGCACCGCGCCGGCAUCGCAAAGCACAGCGUCUGCAUGUGCAGGGCACGACCCUGCGACGCAGCAGGCGGCACCGCAGUCGCAAGGCCCGCCUGCGGCCCCGCAAGGAGCACCGCAAACUGCAGUGCCUGCUUUCGGCGGAGGCACGGUCUAUGUGCACGCAGUUCCCACAUGGAACGUGCCAGGCCCGCCACCGCAAGAGCAAAGCACUGCACCUGCAUUCAGGCCAGAUCCCUGGGAGGAACACUGGCGCACCGCACCCCGCACGGACUGGGCCGAUGCAUUUGAUGAUGACUCUGGCUGGCAACGCAAAGGCCAACGCCCGCACAGCAAAGGCAACCGCAGCAAGGGCCAUUACGACGACUAUGAUGAGCGUCGCGCACCGCAACCGCCUGCAAACUCCUGGGGCAAAGGCGCAGCCGAGCCCUGGGAGCACCAGCCUGCACAGCAACGGGAACCCUGGGAGAUGGGUGGCACUGCACCGCCCGAGCCCGCACCGCCCACGGUUGAGAUGAAACCGAGCACGCAAAUUCGCACGCAAAUCCGCUGGAGCCAGCAAGGCAAGCCAAUCUUUAAGAAUUCCAAAUGGAAUUUGGCUUGGCAUCGCAACACGACCGCGCUGCAGCAUGCCAGACCUCCGUACAGGAGGAAGACCUCUGCCACAGCCUCGGCCGCUCCGCACCGCAAGCAACCAACAGGACCCAGGCACACAACAGCUGCAGCGACGACGCAGCGCGCAAUGCCGCUAUCUCCGGCACCUGUCCGCGAACAGGCCCCCACGACAACAAAAGCACGCAAUGCCGCAGCCCGCAAGCUCGCAGAACAGACCUUCAUUGACCUGGUCAAUAGAAUUGGCCCGGCAUGCGAAGCCUUCUCGCAACUCAGUGCAUCAGCAAACUUUGCAUCGCACCUACGCCGGCUGGUGGCACCUUUUGCAGUUAGUACACUGCAGCGCUACCUCCGAGCCAGCCACGUUUUCGUGGAUUUUAUAUCCACUACACCAUCGCAAAGUGGCAAGCCAUGCCUUGGCAACAUCCCAGUCUCGCUUCUGGCGGAUUACAUGAUGGCAUGUUCCGCAAGCAAAGAAGAAGACCGCGAAGUGCACAUGAUGAGCCCCGUAUCCAGCGCUAAAGCACUUCGCUGGGUUGCCAAGACCCUGCAAUGGCAAGCAUUGUCAGAGGCAGUGUCAUCUCCUGUCAUAUCAGCAUAUGGCAGGCAAUCGCGCGAAUACCACCGCAAGGAAGCGACUCCCCUUCCUAUGGCACUGCUUGCAUGCUGGGAACGCACUGUCUGCUCAGCAGAAGCACCCCUCACUACCAAGCUUUUCUUGGGCGCCGUUCUGCUCUGCACGCAUGCAAGCCUCCGCUUCGGCGAUGCACAAAGAAUAGAAUGGACUACACUGCAGCUCAGUGCGCAGGGGUUGCACGGCACGGCCUAUGCAACCAAAACCACGAAAUGUGGGCAGCCGUUUGCAUGCACUUGGCACGGAAUCACCGGCAGAUGCAUACACUCUUCAUGGCUAUUGCAAUGGUUGUCCUGCCUCGUAGAGGUAGGCACGCAAGCCGACCUAGAGCCAGAUUUUCUCUUCUUUCAUGCAGAUUUGGGAUCGCACAAGCACCCACAAGUGUUCCCCUCCAGCUACGCGCACGCACUGCUCUGCCUCAGAUUUAUGGCACAACAAGCCGGACUCUCAGAGCCGGAGGCGUUUGCGCUCACACUGCAUAGCAUGAAAUCCACCAUGCUGGCGGCAGCCGCGCAAAUUAAGUUCGACGAGCACGCACGCCUCGCACAGGGACAUCAUCGGGACAGCCUCCGCCUCUACAGCCGCAAUGACACUCUAGAAGCACUUCGACUCCAACGCGAGUUAAGCACGCAAUUGGCUCAAGGAUGGAGACCGCAACGCAGCAUGGCCAGAGGCGGCGCAGCCCCUGUACCCGAACCACCUUUCAGCACACCACCGCAGCCCCCGCAGCAACUGCUAGACUACGAACAGCUGCAGGCAGGGACAUGGGCAGUCUUCACAUCACGACACGAAAGCCUGCACCGCGACACCGGCACCCAGCCGCCCGAGACAGACGAACUGCAGAGCACACGUUCUGACACCGACUCAGAAGCAGAAUUGGUGGAGAAGUAUGCGCGGGCACGCACGCAAAGCUCAGAGGAGGAAUCUGAGGAGCCUACUGCUCCCGCACCGGAUGAGGAGCUUUUCGUCUGCUCGGGGCCCUGGAACGCCCUUCACAGCCCCACGCGCAGCUCGCAUCUAGAAUAUGAACUACUUUAUGGAUCUAAUCCGCGGCACGCAGACGUGCUCAUAGCCGCCUGCGGUGCAGACCUGGGCUCCAUGCCUGUGGUCAUUCAGACUCAUGUGCCGACUACGCCGAGAGGCCCCUGGGGUGGACAGGGCUCCUUUUUCUUGUCUGCGCUUGCAUUUCUCGCAUGCUUUCAUGUUCCUGCACGCUUUGCACUGAGCGCAUCCCGCAAGCCAAGCAUGGCCACGCAAUCUGGGGCGGACGCACCUGGAGGGGCACCGCACUCUGCACACGAUGAGCUGAACAACGAAGAGGGGCUGCAGCGCAUCCUGCGGGAGCUCUGCGUACCACCAGCAAUGCACCAGGCAUUGCGAGCGCAGGGCAUAUGCUGCAUCGCAGAUUUUGCCUACGCUUAUAACAGCACCGCCGACCUCGACAACUUUGCCGCGUCCAAGGACGAGGAGUUUUGGACGGCGCUGCAAGUGACCGAGCAACCGCUGCACAGCAUGCCCAUGGCGCGCCUGCGCCGCGCACUGGUGCAAGCGCAAAUCCGCGUCAAGGCCUACGAGGCAGAGACGCAUCGCACAGAAGAGACCGCACCGCAGAGCUCGGCACCUUCUUCCAGCACAGCACCGCCCACGGACUCCUGGGUGGAGCACGCACCGCAACGCCUAGACAGCGACACCGUGGCAAAGCUCACUGCAGAGUUUAAGGAGGCCUAUCCAGGAGAGCUUCUGGAUAGCGCAAGCACGCCAAGCAUUCGCCUGCUCAGCAUGGUGCACGCAUGGUUUAAAGACCCGGCACAGCCCCGCAUCAAGUACAUUCCUUGGCAAUUUCGCAUGUCGCAACGCCAAUACACCGAGAUCAUUGAGGCCAAGGCGCACCGCAUUGUUCGCACUGAGGCACAGCUCAUCAGCACUGCAUUGUUCGACGACACUCCGACGCUCAGCAUUGCAGAGGUCAACAUUAACGAAUCGUGGCUGCAAGCAAAGCAGCGCAUCUUUAGCAACGCAAUAGCACUGUGCAAAGGAGCACACCUGGCAGUGCUCAAAGCCUUCGACAGCAAAGUCUGUGAGCAAUGCACGCAAGUUUGGAAGCCCGGUCACGGGCUCCGCAACGUGAGCACCGAAGAAAUGCUAGAUGCAGACCGCAAGAUCUGGCGCAGCAUUGCCACGCUUGUCGAGGAGCAAGGCUUCAGCCUCGACGAAGCACUGCACGAAAUGACGCAUGUCCGCGGCGACAUUGCCACUCUCAUGCAAGCACGGCCCCGCAUGCCGGCGAUGCCGCCCGCACUGCAUGCACCUUACACGCCGCCAGGCCCUCCUAAAGGGCCUAGGAAGGGCACCGGCAAAGCAGGCAAAGCAGACAGCCCGAACAGACCGCAACACACUAUCGACAAGCAUCAGGCACAGCAACUAGAGCGCGCCAUGCAAAACUUGCAAAUCACGCAUGGCAAAAAGACGCUCUGCCUGCGCUACAACAAGACGCAAUGCAACAACGCCAACUGCAAGUACGAGCACCGCUGUGCCAUCAAGAUGCCGAAUGGCCAAGCAUGCGGCGGACAGCAUCCUGCACACAAGCACCGCUUUAAGCAACCACGCAGCGGCACCGACACCGAAGGCUGUGGUGGACAGGCACUUGCACUGUUUAUCCCCCCAGCCACGCACAGCCAGAUGGACAUAUUGAAGGACCCUGCAGAAGCACACAAGCUCCUGCAGCUAGCAUACUCCGGCCUGGUAGGACUGCUGUGGUGCGACGCCCUGGAAGAGGUGCGAGACGAGGACAUCCAGCAGCGUCUCCUGGACAUCACUAAAGCAGUGCUGGAAACGGCAGGGCACUUUUUCAUCACUCUGCCAGCGCACCUGCCAGACUCCUGGCACAAGGAUAUCGCCGCAAGCUGCAGCGGACUUGGCAACUCUGGUCGUCUCGCCAG